UCUGUCUGUACAAACGCAGCUUCAUUUCUACCCUGUGCUUGGAAGAACUACUAUACUAUUGUCUGAUCUAACAAACAACAAUGAAGAGUUUAUUUCUUCUUUUAAUCCUGGGAAUUGUCCUGAAUGAGGCAGCAGCAAGGAUUCAUUCUCUGAAGUAUUUCUACACCUCGUCGUCUCAAGUCCCAAACUUCCCAGAGUUUGUGACUGUUGGGUUGGUUGAUGAUGUUCAGAUGGAUUACUAUGACAGCAAGACCAUGAAAGCAGAAGCCAAACAGGAGUGGAUGAACAAAGUCACAGCAGAUGAUCCACAGUACUGGGAGAGGAACACUGGAAAUUGUCUGAAUGCCCAGCAGGUCUUCAAAGUCAGCAUUGAGAAUAUAAAGCCGCGUUUCAACCAGACUGGAGGUGCCCACAUUUACCAGAGGAUGUACGGCUGUGAAUGGGAUGAUGAGACUAAAGAGGUCAAUGGAUUCACUCAGUGGGGUUAUGAUGGAGAAGACUUCGUAUCAUUAGACCUGAAGGAAGAGAUAUUUGUUGCUCCAGUACCACAGGCUGUCAUCACCAAACACAAGUGGGAAAAUAUCCAAGGUUACAUCGCACGAGAGAAGAACUAUUACACCCAGAUCUGUCCUGAGUGGCUGAAGAAGUACGUGGAGUAUGGAAGGAACUCUCUGAUGAGAACAGAUCGUCCCACAGUGUCCUUCCUGCAGAAGUCUCCCACCGCCCCAGUCACCUGUCACGCUACAGGUUUCUACCCCAACAGAGCCGCGAUGCACUGGAAGAAAGACGGAGUGGAAAUCCAUGACAACGUUGACAUGGGCGAGAUCCUCCCCAACAACGACGGAACCUUCCAGAUGAGCAUUGACCUUUCAUCGGUCAAACUGGACGACGAGACCAAGUACGAGUGUGUGUUUCAGCUCUCAGGUGUUGAUGACAUCACCCACGAACUGAAGAAAGAAGUGAUCAAGACCAACGAGAAGACCGCUACCGUGACCAUCAUCAUCGUCAUUGCGUUAGUUGUUCUCUGUACCUUGAUCCUUGCUGGUGUUGGACUCUUCAUUUACAAAAAGAAGAAUGUCAAACGUCCUCCAUCUCCUGUAAGCGACCCUGAGGUUGAGCAGGAACUGAAUCCUAAAGUCUGAGUGAUGAACACACCACCCUGAACACAACAGAUUUUGCUGUGGAUAAAGAAGCUGUGCCAGAAUAUUCCUCUGAUGAAAACAUGAAACGUAUGAAUUGUUUAUCAGAUACUGCGGUAGAAUCAGGGUUGGACGUUUUGAAUUAGUUAAA
This is a messenger RNA of Sphaeramia orbicularis (orbiculate cardinalfish), 1290 nucleotides long. RefSeq names its product H-2 class I histocompatibility antigen, Q9 alpha chain-like. Gene Ontology annotation, biological process: immune response. The transcript is spliced from 8 exons. Bases 81 to 1142 code for a protein of 353 amino acids. Lineage: Eukaryota; Metazoa; Chordata; Actinopteri; Kurtiformes; Apogonidae. The record is from RefSeq and is a predicted model, not a curated record. Gene Ontology annotation, cellular component: external side of plasma membrane.